Trichosurus vulpecula (common brushtail) is the source of this 1965-nucleotide messenger RNA. It is a transcript of the gene CCDC154, whose product is annotated as coiled-coil domain containing 154. Lineage: Eukaryota; Metazoa; Chordata; Mammalia; Diprotodontia; Phalangeridae. The coding region runs from base 1 to 1965 and encodes 654 amino acids. The transcript has 16 exons. The record is from RefSeq and is a predicted model, not a curated record.
AUGAACAGCUCAGUAACUCUGGAGGACCUGGGGCUCCUCCUCAAAGAUGGUCUGAAGAUCCCAGAAACCCUGAUCGUAGAGGAGAUCUCUGAUAGUUCUGAGUACAGCCCCCAAGUGUCUUCCAUUCUGACCCCAGAGCAAGACACUCAGAAACGCUGGGAGCAGCUAGAACAGUGGGUGGCAGAUCUGCAGGCUGAGGUGGUCUGCCUUCGAGGGCACAAGGAGCGUUCAGACCAAGCUGUCCUGAGCUUGUUGCGGGAGCUGCUCCAGAUCCGGGCCCAGAUACAGGUACAAGACUCUGAGUUGGAGCUGAUCCGUGAUGAGGUGAAGCAGCUUACCCGGAUACCAGAGAAGGAAGCCUGUGAGCUCUCCAGUGCUGCAAGUCGGAGCCACAUGGAGUCAAUGGAGAAAAGGUUGGUGGAGGUCCGAGAGUCCCUAGCCCAAAUUAGGCGGAAACAGGCUCUCCAUGAUACAGAAAAGAAAAACUUUGAGGCAGAACUACACCUCAGGUUGGACAAGCUGAGUGGGGACCUAAAGGAAGAAGCGGAGGGGCGGGAAACAGCCUGCAAUGCCCUGAGGCAGAACCAGGAAGAGAAUGCCUGCCGAACGAGUCGGGAUAUUGCUGGGAUACAGGCUCAGGCACUUCAGCUUGGAGAGGAGAUGAGUCUCAAAUUCCUGAAAAGAGAAGCCAAGCUUUGUGGCCACCUUCAGAAGAACUUUGUGGCCAUUGAGAAGAAAAUGAAAGUUUCUGAGAGCAUAAGGCUCAAAUCUGAGAAGAACCUCUGGGAAGAACUGGAGGUCAAAUGGCAGAAAAUCCAGGUGCUAAAUGAAGACCAUUUCCGAAGCCUGAAGCACCAGCAAGAGCAGGAAGAGUCUCAUCUCUUAGACCAGUGUCGAGCCCUGGACAAGGCCGUCAUCCAGCUGACUGAUUUUGUGAGAGAGAACCAGACAUCGCUCAAUACUAUCCUCCAGGCAGAGCAGAAGAAUAGAGAAGCUCAGGAGCAGUACGAGAAGGAGAGCAUGGAGAAGUUUACCUCGCAGAUGCACAACGACAUCUCAGCUGUCAGGGAGUCUUUUGGCAAUGCACAAAGGGAAGCUCGCAGCGAACUGGAAAAGAUCCAAGAAAAGAGUCAGGUCUUGGAGGAGUCCAUUGGCCAGUUGGUCAGGGAGGUCAGAGACCUGAGUGACCACUUCGUGGCUUUGAGCUGGAAAUUCGACCUUCAGGAACAGACCCUGAACCUGAGAAUGUCUGAGGCAAAGAAGGAGUGGUCAGAAGAGGAGAAGAAAGCACUAGAGAAAAUCAUUCAGUGGCAGAAUGAGACAAUAGUGCACUUGAAAGAACUACAAGAGAAAGUGGAAAGCUUCCUCAGGCAGAUAGGAGAUGUGAAUGACAGGUGCCUCCUGCAUAGAAGUGACUCUGAUCAGAGAAUAAUCACUGAGAGUAAAGCCCGGGAACAGGAGAUGGAGAUAGUGAAGCAGGAGUUGGCCGUAGUGCUGUCUGCCUUGCAGCUGCUCAAGGAGGACAAUCCUAGCAGGAAGAUAGCUGAGAUACAGGGCAAGCUGGCCACGUUUCAGAAUCAGAUAAUGAAGAUGGAAAACAGCAUACAAGACAACAAGACAAUACAGAACCUGAAAUUUAAUGCUGAAACCAAACUGAGGGUAGAGGAGAUCGCUCACCUCCGGGAGAAUGUGAUGAAGCUAUGGAGUGAGGAAGGACCCUGGACCCUGACGCUUGGUAGCAAAAAAAUGCUCAUGUCCCUUGUGAGACAACGAUUUUUUAUCAAGGAUGUAGGCCCUGACGAGGUCACCCAGAUAAACAGAUGGGGCAUUUAUCAGGCAGUGAGGUGGCUGAAAUGGAAAGCAAUUUUACUCAAGCUUUUAGCUAAGGGAAGGCCAAGAAAAGUCUAUCAUCUCAGGGGUCCUAGUGGAGAAGCCUGCAGAUCUGGAGCCUAUUCAUUGGCCUGA